Asterias rubens (European starfish) is the source of this 2027-nucleotide messenger RNA. Its product is annotated as prostaglandin reductase 2-like. The record is from RefSeq and is a predicted model, not a curated record. The transcript is spliced from 8 exons. Gene Ontology annotation, biological process: prostaglandin metabolic process. Bases 196 to 1233 code for a protein of 345 amino acids. Gene Ontology annotation, molecular function: 15-oxoprostaglandin 13-reductase [NAD(P)+] activity. Lineage: Eukaryota; Metazoa; Echinodermata; Asteroidea; Forcipulatida; Asteriidae.
UUUGGUUGUUGCAGAAGUAAAAUUACCAAAACAAGAAUAGUGUCGUCUCGUCGUCCUUUCCAACUUUGUCAACUCGGAUAAAAAAGUAGAUGGCAACGUUAGAAAACAAGCGAGUUUGUCUUGCAAGUAGACCAGGAUUAAAAAAGUUUCAGUCUACCUGCCUCGAAAUUCACUUCACCGAGGCUAACACUACUCAUGCUACACAACACAUGUGCUGAUGGUGUUCCUUCUAUUGAAAACUUCAGGGUUGAAAACUGUGAGGUGCCAAUUCUUGAAGAAGGACAAAUUCUCGUCAAGACACUUUGUUUGUCUGCAGAUCCAUAUAUGAGGUGUAGAAUGAACCUCGACACUGGAACAGACUACAUAUCACCAUGGAGACUAGAUACAACAAUAGAUGGUGGAGGGGUGGGUGUGGUGGUGAAGAGUAACAAUCCGGGUUACAGAAAGGGAGACAUUCUGGAAGGUUUUCAUUGGCCUUGGCAGUUAUACUCUGGUCUAGACGUACAGGGUUUCAACUGCUUGAUUGUCAAUAAGGUUGAUGUUGGUUUGGUCAGGAAGCACUGGUCCUUAAUGUUGGGAUUGUUUGGAUUAUCUGGUAUAACUGCAUACCUUGGUAUCAAAGAGAAGGGACAUGUGGUACCAGACGGUGAUCAGACGUUUGUAGUGAGUGCUGCGGCUGGCUCAUGUGGAUCUCUUGCAGGGCAGAUAGCCAGAUUAGAGGGCUGCAGUAACGUUGUCGGUAUCUGCGGCUCGGAUGAGAAAUGUUCUUACAUCACUGAGGAGCUUGGAUUCAAUCAUGCCAUCAAUUACAAGACGGAGAACGUUGUAGAGAGACUGCGAGAGUGUUGCCCGGGAGGUAUCAACGUUUAUUUUGAUAACGUUGGGGGCACUGUCAGCGAUGAUGUCAUUCAGCAGAUGACUGCUGACUCCCACAUCAUCUUAUGUGGCCAGAUCUCGGUUUAUAACAAAGACGUUCCGUACCCUCCACCUCUUCCAGUCGAGACUGAGAGAACCUUAGAAGAGAAGAACAUCACAAGGGAUCGUUUCUUGGUUCUCAACUAUGUAGAUAAGUUUGCUAAAGCUGUUGAGAUACUCUGUGGUUGGUACAGGAAAGGACAAAUCAAGAUCAAAGAGACUGUGGCUGAAGGACUUGAGAAUGCUCCUCAUGCUUUCGUAUCCAUGAUGUCUGGAGGAAACAUCGGCAAACAAAUAGUUCAUGUCUCUGACCUUUGACCCUAACAUAAUGAACCAAUAAAGGCAGAUUCAUAUCUCCUGCAAAUGCAGAGUGAAUUUUGUUGCCGCACUAAUCGGCAUGCACUGUUUUUCUGUUUGUGACGCAAGAAAACCUGCUUCACACUAAGUUGAGUACAUUCUCAUGAUUAUUUUGUAUAAGUUCAGAAAAGGCAGUUGAGUGCUGGUCAAUGCUGGGUUCUUAUAUAACACUUUAUCACACCCCUAGGGGCGUAUCAAAGCAUUCAUUAAUUGGUUUUCAACAUGAUAAGCAGAGCUAUGUUUUGAAUUAUGAGACCCACUUACAGCACCUUCUAAUGUGCUGUAGCCACUGCCAGAGAAACACGGGGGCGAAUCACCUUAUCUUCACGAUAAAGUGUAACUGGGUUAAUUAACAUGCAUUCCACAACACUCAGGUUGGGUGUCGGAUCCAAAGUCACUAGUGUUUAAGGUUGGGAUAGAGAACAAUUAUUUAUACAUGUACAACCCUUUACCUUAAUGUCUCAUCCUUGCAAAGUCCUGUGAAAUAUUUACUCCAAGAGAACAUUUGGAGUAGGGUAAUGCAAGAUAAUUUCAAAGUUAUUGUACUGCUUGUUGUUUUUUUCUUAGAAAAAUUGCAGCAAGUGUGAAACAAAAUGUGGUGAUGUUUGGGUUGCAAUUCCCUGAGGUUGUGGAGCGUGGGAAUCUGUUUUAUAGUGUGUGUACCAGUAUGAGUACCAGUUAAAACGCAGUGGACACUUUCGGUAAACAGUAUAUUGUCCAAGGCCCACACUUUGUGUAUCACAACUUCUAUAUCA